CGGGGCAUUCUCACCAUGGCGCAGGCGCAGAGACACCGAGAGCUCUGCCUCCGUAGAUCAUUUCCUUAGGUUUAUUUAAUCCUGAAACUCUUGUCUGGAGGUUUUUGUUGUUAAGAACAGAAAAAAUGGAGCUUAGAGAAAGAAGCAGCUGCUUGACCGAGCCGAGGAGCAGGAGUUAAAGCGUUAAAGAGCUUGUUUUCUAGGUUUACUCUAUAAACAGAGAGAGAGAGAGAGAGAUGGAGCAGAGUGUAACACAUUUACACUCAUAUUCUUCACAUUUACUCGCUUAAUCCGGAAUAUUUUGUGUUAAUCCUGUAUCUGAGUGUUAUAAUUAAUCCUGGGGGAAAAUGCUGACUGGAUCUAAAACGACCUUUAAAGUGAGGCAGAUGCCCGACCUGAAGGACAGGAUCAUGAACCCGAGCGCUCACCAGGCCCGAGGCAGAGACAUGUUCGGUCUGUGCUGUUUACCAGGGGAGUGUGUGCUGCAGAGGGCCAUCCUGGUGAGGAAGAAGCUCUCGCCUAAAGAAGGAGGAGGUUGGCUGUCGGGCACUCUGUUCUGCACCCAUUUCCGAGUGGCGUUCGUGCCUGAGGAUGGCCCGAGACCAGACGAUAAUGCCGAUCCUGUGCUGCUCGGGGACCACGACGUCGCUCUGGCCUCCAUCGAGAAGGUCGUGGCAGUGGGGCCGUCUCGAACCAAACUGGUGACGCCGAACUCCUCGCUGAAGUUCACUCCCGAGGAACUGGUGCUGUACUGCAGAGACCUGCGCGUCCUCUGCUUCCUGUUCGACCGACUCACUCCUGACGCCCAGGCUGUGGAGAUCACGUACACCAUCGCCAAGACGUACCAGCCGCUCAAACCAGGGACCAUCCUGUCCUUCCAGAACGCAGCCUUGGGAAGUAUCGAAAUGAAGCAGUUCCUGAGCAACCGGAGGCGUGACCCGAGCAUGAACUGGUUCGAGAGCGCAGCGGACUGGGAGCAGGAACUGGAAAGGACCGGAGCCACCGGCUGGAGGAUCAGCGCCGUCAACGACCGCUUCGAAAUGUCCACCAGUCUGUCCAGGUUUAACGUGGUUCCUCAGAAGGUCCUGGACACCGAGCUGAAGAAAACAUUUGCGCAUUUUAACGAGGGCCGGAUCCCGCGCUGGUGUUGGCGGCAUCCACGCGGCAGCGACCUGCUCCGCAUGGCCAGCUUUCAGAACAACAUCUAUCACGAGAAAGACGACAUCCGGAACCUGGAGCUGAUCCUGUUCGGUGGCCAGACGCAGUGUGUGGUGAUGGAUCUGAGCGACGAAAUGCCUCCGGCCGCAGACGUGCAGCUCGCACACACACGGCUCCGCUCCCUGUGCCUCGGAGAUAUUUCGUCCUCCAUGUCCGUGCCGGAUGAUAAGUGGCUUUCCACUCUGGAGGGAACUCACUGGCUGGAUUACACCAGAUGCUGCCUGAGAAAAGCCGCAGAAGUGACCUGCUUGCUCCAGAGAGGUCAAUUAACCGUCGUUCUACAAGAGCCAGAGGACCGGGACAUGAACUGCGUGGUGUCCAGUCUGGUGCAGGUGAUGUGUGACCCGCACUGCCGUACCAUUGCAGGCUUCCAGAGCCUGGUGCAGAAGGAGUGGGUCAUGGCGGGACACCGGUUCCUCAGCCGCAUCAACUACCACCGGGACAGCGACAAAGAGGAGGCUCCGAUCUUCCUGCUCUUCCUGGACUGUGUGUGGCAGCUGUGGGCUCAGUUUCCGGCCCGUUUCCAGCUGACUGAGUCCUACCUGCUGGCCCUUCAUGACAGCCUGCAGCUGCCUCUGUUCAACACCUUCCUGGCCAAUUGUCAGCGAGAGCGAUGUCGCCGAUCACAGCACUUGUCACCGAGCUACACUCCAGUAAACGGGCUAAGAGAGUUACCCAGAGGCUCAGCCGAAGAGCCAGUGGACCCUCCCUACCCCUCUGUAUGGGACUGGGCCCUGCAGUAUAGCAGUAAGAGACGGGCCCUGUUCACCCAGCCUGUGUGCCGACCCGUUUCCCCUGCACCUGUCCUCAACGGCAACCUUAACACCAACCUGCAGCCAGAGUGGAGUGACAGCUCUGUCGGCUCAGUGUUCCUGCUCUCGCGUGGUGUCUUUUCUUGUCCUUCCAACCUGCUGCCGUGGAGAAGCGGAGGUUCUUACAAAAAGAGUCACACCAGGGCUCCAUCCUGCGAGGGCCUUCCUGCGCUGGAGCGACUUAUCAGAGCUGAACCGUUACCCUCCAGCCUCCACAAAGCCCACGGGCCUCUGCUGCCCCUGCUCCUGGGGCCCUGCGUGCACAUCUGGAAGAACUGCUACCUGAGAGGGGCGCUGCAUGCGCAGGCUUUCACGUACCCGAUGUCGUCUAACACGAGGCACCCGGUGGAACAGCUGGCGUGGGAGGUGGAGAACCUGCGAGAACGUUUGGCCCAGGCCUCCACGGGCCGUCCUCAGAACCGCAAGAGACAGGAACACCGCCGCCUCGGCUCCAACCUCAAUCAGAACACCAACAACGGCACAUUCCUUUUUUCCUCUUCCUCCUCUUCUUCUUCCUCUUCCUCCUCCUCCUCCUCUUCCUCAUCUUCCUCCUCAUCCAGGAGCUCUCAUCAGGAGAGCCCGGGCCGCGUUUCGGGACGUUCCGGCUGCAGCGACGGACCCAAACACACGUUCCUGUUCGGUCGGUCCACUUCGAGUUCUAGUGCCAAACUGCCCAAGAGUAGCGGCUCACUGGGGCACAAGCCUCGCUGAGCUUUAGAGUUAACACAUGCACGUGGGAUUAAGGACCAAAUGUUAGAAAUAUUCGCUCUGUUUCACUGACUACAAAGCACUUUCCUUUCCAUAAUCAGCACACAUCUCAGCCAUGGGGUAAAAACUCAAAAGCACAGCAUUCCUUUAUCCUAAGUGUUUCAAACAACGUUACUUAUAUUUGUAUAGUACUUAUUAGUGUGUACUACUACUAGUAGUAGUACGUAGCAUACAGUGCCUUGCAUAAGUAUUAAAUCCCUGGUCAACUUUUCCACAUUGUUUUUUUGUGUUCAGACACAAACCAGAAAUAGACUCUAGUUUGAAGCAUGGUGGUGUUAGCAUCAUGUUUAAAAAUAACCCUUGGCCUCUUGGGUUUGUUCCAAAUCCCUUUUUACUUUUGGUGAACAGCCUUUUCUAGGAUGAGUGGUAUCAAGGUCGUGCCAUAUUUUUUCUUUAUAUAUAAAAAAAAAUAGUAAUAAUUACUAACGUCCAAAAUGUGCGAUCAUCUUAUAACUAAACCCUGAUUCAUAGUUUUCCAUAACGUUUUCUUAGAUUACUCUUUGGUCUUUAUGGCGCUGCUAGUUUGGGUAUCUUUAUAUUUAUAAUCAGACCAUGUGACGCUUUAAUUGCACAUUUCACAAGAAAGUGUUCUACAUAGCAAUUAUGGGCCAUGAAGUAUAAAGUUAAAGGGGGUGAGAAUUUAUGCAAGGCACUGUAAUAGUAAUAUUGGAAGUGAUUACUGACGUAUUGCAAUAUUUCAAGCACAUUUACACUCACGAAUGCACAAUAGGAUGUAAAAGGGUCCAAAUGGAGACACGCAGGAUUUAAUCCUAAUUCCUCAUGACUGUUGUGUUUAUUGUGUUGAUUGUCUGAUUGGGUAAACAAACCCUUCCAACAAAAAAUAAUUGUGUAGUUCAUGCCAAAUAGCUAUUUCCAAUCCUCCAAAAAAAAAAAGAUGAAAGAGGUUUUUUCCCCCUCAUCUUCAGUAGAUGGCAACAGUGUGUAUACAAGUCAUUGGUUUGGAUUAGGAUUAACAGGUGACAGAAGGAGGAGGAGUGUGUAUACAUGAGGUACAAUAUAUAAGGUGUGUAUGGUUUAUAUAUAUAUAUAUAUAUAUAUAUAUAUAUACUUGAGGUCCAGUAUUAAGUAUGAAGAAUUAAAACACAAGUUUUGGAUCAUUUAAAUUAUUUAUAACAUUCCCAUUAGACGUUUUACCAGUUAUGGUUUAACGAGAACGAGUCUUAUGAUCAUACCACGGCGAUGAGAUGGUGUGUACGGACAGUAAUAUUUAAUGGCUUGUUUAUUUUUGUCGUUUUUAUAUUUGUGUAUGUAUGUACGUAUGCAAUGAAUCUUCGGUACUUCUUUCAGGGUCAAGACCUACCAUGUUCCUCGUGUGUGUGCAGAGUACUUCAGGAGUCUGAGACCGAACAGAAAACAAACAAAUGUUUAAACAAACAAAAAGAUGAGUAUUGGGUGAUUUUUAGAAUGAUUUCUAGGUCACUAGUUAAGUUUGAUGAAAUGUAAGCUAUUAAUCAUGUGCAAAAGAUGAAACAUUUCUUAAACCUCGUUUACUGAGGAUGAAUUUAAUGCUACACAAAGCAAAAGGUGGAAGAACUAAACACUAAGAAAUUAGGAAAUCCUGUUUAUGUCUAAAGUUCACGGAAAUGAUCAAAUUAAAUAAAAUUAAUGCAUAAUGGAAGUAUUUUCACUGGCCCUCUCAGACUUCUGGAUCACACUGCAGCCUACAUUAAAGACGUACCUUUGUAUUGAUGAUGAUGAUGAUGGUUGUUUAAAAUGCUGUGUAUAUGUAAAAACCUGUCUCACAUCAGCCCUGUGUUAUGUUAAUUUGAGAGUUACACGUGUUGUAUUUGAACUCCAGAAGAAAAGGUACUCGGCAAACAAUGUAGAUCGAAUCUAAAAUACACAGCACCCUUGAACCAA
Molecule: messenger RNA, 4679 nt
Organism: Clarias gariepinus (North African catfish)
Lineage: Eukaryota; Metazoa; Chordata; Actinopteri; Siluriformes; Clariidae
Gene: mtmr11
Product: myotubularin related protein 11
Exons: 17
Coding region: 348-2741 (797 amino acids)
Source: RefSeq, a predicted model, not a curated record